This is a messenger RNA of Gamsiella multidivaricata, 1074 nucleotides long. RefSeq lists its product as uncharacterized. Gene Ontology annotation, cellular component: nucleolus; TRAMP complex. The coding region runs from base 1 to 1074 and encodes 357 amino acids. NCBI's taxonomy places the organism in Eukaryota, Fungi, Mortierellomycota, Mortierellomycetes, Mortierellales, Mortierellaceae. Gene Ontology annotation, molecular function: poly(A) RNA polymerase activity; mRNA binding. Gene Ontology annotation, biological process: RNA 3'-end processing. The transcript has 2 exons. The record is from RefSeq and is a predicted model, not a curated record.
AUGGACAGUUCAGGAUCCCCAGCAGAGUGUCCUUGGAUGCGGCGACCAUACUCGAAGCUCCCGUCCGUACCAACCAUGCUGACACGAGAAUUGGAGGACUUUAUCACGUUCCUUAAUCCAACGCCGGAAGAGCACAAUGUCCGCGCACUUGUCUUUGAGCGGAUAAAGCGCGCGAUCAAGGAUCUGUGGAAUACUGCCGAUGUCAAGGUCUUUGGGAGUUUUGAGACACAACUUUACCUCCCCUCCAGUGAUAUGGACGUCGUCGUUCUCCUCGGCAGAGAAAUCAACAAAUACAAGGACCUCCAAAAUCUGAGGAAUCAUCUGCGGCGAUCAGGAGUCGGGGAAAACAUUACAUGCAUCGCCAAAGCAAGAGUGCCCAUUGUCAAGUUUCAGGAAACAUACAGUCAUAUUUCGGUUGAUGUCUCGUUCAACCAGGUUAGCGGAAUCGAGGGCGCAGAGGUCGUCAAGAACUAUAUGACCAAGACACCCGGUCUACGCUCCUUGACGAUGCUGAUAAAACAGUUCUUGAUGGCCAACGAGCUCAACGAGGUCUACCUUGGUGGAAUUGGAUCUUAUGCCACAGUGAUCAUGGUCCUCAGCUUCUUGCAGCGACAUCCGGCGGUCCAGGCUGGUCUCAUCAACCCAGAUAAGAACUUGGGCGUCCUACUCAUUGAGUUCUUUGAGCUUUACGGUCUUCACUUCAACUAUCAGGAUGUUGGCAUUGAUGUCGCAGGCACAGGCAAAUACUUUCCAGUCACGAACCGCGAAAAUAACGGACACAGGCACAUUCGACUUGUGACAUUGGACCCUAUCAAUGCCGACAACAAUGUAACCAAGGGAUCAAUCAAGGUACUGGAAAUCCGCAAGCUCUUUGCCCAGGCAUACGAACGGUUGACCAGGAACUCUCGGGAACAGCAUAGGGAUAUAUUUGUCGACAACGAGCGCGCUGGCCGCGGAGAGAUUUCCCUUCUUAGAGGGGUACUGUCAAUUCCGGAAAGGGUCAUGAGUCAACGGUACCUCCUGGAAAAAGUGUAUAUCCAAGGACACCUACAGGCACUACUCAAGCGCUAUUAA